UCAGCAAAAAUUAUUCCUAUUGUGUACUCACCUGCUUCCUGCCUUACGUCGAUCUUUGUUACAAAGUCAUGUGGAGCUGGACUGUGAUUCCCAGGACUUUCCACUUUCACAUACAGGUUGGUAAAAAUUAAGGGGACUUUUCACCAAAAACUUCAAUCUAAUGUACCCUUCGUCCAUGCGCUACAGACUCUUCAGCAUGAAGAUUGUUAGACUAAUUGGCUUGAUGCUUCUUGCCAGCGCAUGGUCAUCAUUUCCCGAUUUGGAACAAAAAAAAGUUUGCCAGCUAUUUUCCUACCUAGCUCUGAGUCUGGUCGAUCGAACACAAUUCAACAGGUCACCUUAGGUAUCUUUGAAAAUGUUUAGCAAAAUUAAAAGGCAGUAUCUUUAGCACAACCGAAACUACGAACCUUAGAAACAAACGAUGUCCAGUUGAGAAAAACUCAGCCAAUAUGAACACUCACUCACACACACUCACUCAAAUAUUCAUUGCCCGAUUCGCACACUCAAUUAGGCGGUUUGAAUGUCAGUGAGGUACCACAAAUGGUAUUGAUAACCUUCGAUGACGCUAUCAGCAUAUUAAAUAUCGAUUUUUACGAGGAGCUUUUCAACAACCAGUCGCGCUUCAAUCCUAAUGGUUGCUUGUUACGCGGCACUUUCUAUGUCUCGCACGAGUGGACCAAUUAUGGUAUGGUGCAGGAUCUCUAUGCGGAUGGACAUGAGAUGGCUUCGCAUUCAGUCUCGUAAGUUGGGCGUUGUAGAGCUUUUUAUUGAAGCUUUGCGCGCGCUUUAUGUGUGGAUUUCGUGUGUUGUACCGAGAAAAAUUUGCGGAGGUUAUAUUGUAUACUUAAGUAUUUACAUACCUACGCGUAUGUACAUAUGUAUAUGUGCAUGUAUGCGUUCAUAUGUGGCCCAGCAUGUGGUGACCUUCAUUCCUGUUAAAUUUUUUUUUCUUAUAAUAAAUUCGCUUCCCCCAAACGUCAAGCUGAUAUUCAUCACUUUUUUUAAUAAAUAUUCUUGGUUGAAAUGUUUCAUUUCUACGCUAUCAUUUUCCGCCGCGAAUUUUAACGCAUAUUUUUUCUAAAAUUUUUUUUUUAGUUUUAAUUUUCUAUGGCGUUUACUCGCGAUCCAUAUGUUCAUGUUUAUUUGUUGUUAUUUUUAAUUUUUUUGUUUACUUAUUUUCCAUUUUGAUUUUAUUUAUUUACAUGCCCAUAAUUUGUAUUUUUAUUUUACAAAUCAUGCAUCUCUUAUGGUGUCAUACAUACUACUAUAAACCACAUCUGUAUGCAUAUAAAUGUGUUAUGGACCCCCUGUCCCCGCUGUCAAAUACCAUCCAAUCAUCAUCUCAUAAAUCCCUCCUAUCGAAAACUUGAUGCGCGUGCGCUCCUACAGGCGAUUUACCAGUUGAGACUGUACCUCAAAUUGUGCUAAUCACAUUCGACGACUCUGUCAAUGAUCUGA
This is a messenger RNA of Rhagoletis pomonella (apple maggot), 1458 nucleotides long. Its product is annotated as chitin deacetylase 7-like. The record is from RefSeq and is a predicted model, not a curated record. Bases 541 to 744 code for a protein of 67 amino acids. The transcript has a single exon. Gene Ontology annotation, biological process: carbohydrate metabolic process. Gene Ontology annotation, molecular function: hydrolase activity, acting on carbon-nitrogen (but not peptide) bonds. NCBI's taxonomy places the organism in Eukaryota, Metazoa, Arthropoda, Insecta, Diptera, Tephritidae.